Messenger RNA from Physella acuta, 1162 nucleotides. RefSeq lists its product as uncharacterized. NCBI's taxonomy places the organism in Eukaryota, Metazoa, Mollusca, Gastropoda, Physidae. Gene Ontology annotation, biological process: protein deubiquitination. The record is from RefSeq and is a predicted model, not a curated record. Gene Ontology annotation, molecular function: cysteine-type deubiquitinase activity.
UCUAAACAAAGCGCACCAAAAUGGAAGCCAUGACUUUUAGUGUGGGUUGUCAAACACCAAGGUUUACCCUCUCAUAACAGGCCGUUCUGACAUUUUCCAUCCAGUUUUGAAACAUCAAAUAUAUUAUUAUGGCUCUUUACCUGGCUUCAAUGGGGUGGUGGUAGAAACAAGAUGCCGCGAAAAGAGCAGCGCUAUGUGAUCGCUGAUGACUCUGACGAGGAGACACAAAACCCUCUCUACAUCCCGGUCUGUCGCUCCUGGCAGAAAAGCCAGUGUAAGAAACUCAAUCUUCCUUUUGUCAGAACCGUGCAAAUAGAAACGCCCAAAGGCCCACAACGGCUGAGAGAUUUAGUCCCUUUCCAAGCCUACCCUGAAUACGGCGACGGUAACUGCCUGUUUCGCUGCCUCUCGCGGGCAGUCACGGGGUCUUCGUGUUACCACGAGGAGCUUCGCGAGCUCAUCGUCCGGCACAUCUGCAGGAACGCCAAGAAGCUUUCAGUUCUUUUACCGGAGUCUUUUCAAGACAAUCCCAAAACGUACAUCGCUGAUUGUGGGAUGAGGUACAGAGGGACGUGGGGGUCCGAUGUGGAAAUCAUGGCGGCCGCACACCUCCUCAAGACGAAAAUCUUCGUCUACACUAAGCAUGGGGAGACUUGGCAGUGGGCGGAACACAACCUUGACCUUACCUCCCCUGAAAGCAAGACAUACACAGAAUCCAUUUAUUUAAUGCACACGCGUCAAGUACAUUACGACCUUGUCGCGGAAAUGAAAUCCAGAUAUCCGUCUGAUGAAGAAACCGAGGGCGAUCCCAGCCAGGUAUGCCAGACCAGUACAUGCAAACCGAAAUUCAUGUCCGAGGAAUGUCCUCAGAAGAGCACGGAUAGACGAAACAUGUGCAAGAUGUCCCGAUCCGCCGCCAAAGAAGAAGAUCCCUGCCGGUCUACGAAUCGGGACUGUGAUCAUUCGGUGGUCAAGUACUCCACUAUGCACGAAAAUGGCAUGGUCCGAAAGACAGCUAGGCGGCAGAGAUUCGAGUGCACUAAAAGAAAGAUAAAAAACAGGUCAUCUAGUCGCCCACUGAAACGAAAAGGCCCGAAAGCUACUCACCAACCGAAAAGAAAAUGCACGAAAAGACGCUAACAUAAAAAUUAAACACAAAUUU